Messenger RNA from Lathyrus sativus (Indian pea), 885 nucleotides. The record is from the annotation of a GenBank genome assembly. Lineage: Eukaryota; Viridiplantae; Streptophyta; Magnoliopsida; Fabales; Fabaceae.
AUGGCUUCCGAAUCCUCUAGCAUUUCAAUCACUUCACAAGAUCAUGGUGUUUCUUUCAAUUCAAAAAAAGUGGUGGACGAAAAGGAGAAGAAGACCCCAAACUCUGAUUCCAAGGCACCUAUUGAUUUCAUGAAGGUAUUGAAAGAGGAUUCGGUUGACAGAUCAAAUGCGCAUGAGUAUGAUUUUUUUAUCCCUGGAUCAUCGUCUGUUUCUCCUAAUAUUGACAACAAAAAGAAAGAUGAGAAAAUCACUGAAGAGAAGAAUACAGAGUCAAAGACGUUAUAUUCAUGCAAUUUUUGCAAGAGGGAGUUUUCUACACUUCAAGCGCUAGGAGGGCACCAGAACGCCCAUAAAGCAGAACGCGCUUUGAAAAAGCAACGUGAACAAAGGUACGACAGCGAUGCCUUAGGGUUAGGGCAAACUCACUUGAACCCUUAUUUUCGUUACCCUAGUUCUAUUUAUUCACCAUAUGGAUCACUUGGGGUUAGAAUGGAGUCAAUGAUUCAAAAACCAUCAUUUUUUAGCCCUAGGGUUUCAUCAAAUAAUUUUUCUUAUGGUCAUGGUGGUUUGUGUUUGCAAGAAACAUUAAACCCUUCUCUUCUUAAUUUAAGAAACAACAUGGAAGGUAGUAGCAGGGUUGGAAUUCUAGGUCUUGGUAGUGCAACUUCUUCUAGGGUUGAAAAUAGUCCAAAUAACAAAAUUACUGCUUUUCUAAAAUUUGGAGAUUCUUCUAAAGAUGUUGCCACAAGUUCAAACUCAAUCAUAGACAAGAAUUUUUUUGCGGCUCCUGCUUCGAACAAAGACGAUAUUCAACAACCAAAGUUCAACAAUGAAGAAGAACCUUCUGAUGAAUCUUCUGGGCUUGAUUUGACACUCAAGCUUUGA